Messenger RNA from Nothobranchius furzeri (turquoise killifish), 3024 nucleotides. The record is from RefSeq and is a predicted model, not a curated record. NCBI's taxonomy places the organism in Eukaryota, Metazoa, Chordata, Actinopteri, Cyprinodontiformes, Nothobranchiidae.
ACGUGCGUAAAACUUUUGACCCGUACAUGCAGCUCCGAACCAUGCCUAUUAAAAAAUAUAAAACAUGCAUUGAUUUGGCUAACGGUUUUUGGUCUGUCCCUUUAGCGCAAGAAAGUCGAGCUAAAACUGGCUUUACGUUUGAAGGAAAGCAUUAUCAAUGGUGCGUUUUGCCUCAGGGAUGGGUAAACGCGCCGAAUAAAUUUCAAGGAGUCGUACAGUCAUAUCUGGAAGGUUUACCUGUCGUUCAAUAUAUCGAUGACAUAUUUUUCACGCAUGACUGUGAAAGCGAACACCUGAAAACUUUGGACGAGGUGGUGACCAGGCUGACAUGUGCAGGAUUCAAACUCAACUUGAAGAAAAGCCAACUAGGACGCACAAAAGUUACGUUCCUAGGUUUUGAAGUGUCAGAUUCAGUGUCGGUACCUUCCACCUAUCUGCAGAACAUAACACCCCCGCGUGACUUACUCACGCUGGAAGGUGUUAUCGGACAGCUCCAGUACAUUUCCAGCAACGUCCGUGAUUUUCGAAGCAUCAUUGAUCCCAUAAUGUCACUUAAAAAAGGUCUCAGAACCAAAGUGGGUCAGAAACUGGUGACGCACAACUGCAAACUGAGCUCACAGGAGCUUGAGACUCAUCAAGCAGUGAUGGUUAAAAUGGGUGCUAAUCUAAUGAAUCUUUCAAAUAGAGAGCAUCAUGAACCGUUAGCUGUUAAGAGUGAUUGUAGGACAGGAUUUCACAGAGUGUUUAUUUCAGAACUAUGACAGCAAGAGUCUGAUAACAUGUAAAGGCUAUAAACUCGCACCAACUGAGAGCCGUUACACGCCCAGCGAAAAGGUGCUGACCACCCUGAUGAAACAUAAAGAUAUGAUGUUCGCUCUGGCCGGAUCGCAAAAAAUCAUAAUUCAAUCUACUGAUUAUAUGAUUAAAGAACUUCGGAAAGAUCUCCUCCCACAGGCGAGGGCCGUUUUACCCAGAUGGGCAAAGUGGGAGAUGUUAUUGGCAAACCCGCAGAUUCACGUGGAAGGAGAAACAAAACUUAAGCCUGACAGGAAAGAGGUUGUUAAACCCAUAAAACCAGAGGCAGUUUACUACACUGAUGGAUCUAAGAAAACGGCAGAUGCAGACUUCUGUAAGUGGGGGUUUGUGAGACAGCUAAAGGACAGGAAGUACCAACAAACUGGACAGACUUUCGGAUCCGCUCAAACUGCAGAAUUGACGGCCGUUGUCAUGGCGCUUGCUGAAGCGUGUAAGCUGAAACUCAAAUCAGUAAGAUUGGUCAUAGACUCUAAAUAUGUUAAAGACGGGCUAGAUGACCAUUUGUCAUUUUGGGAAGCUAAAGAUUUCCAGAAAACUGAUGGAGAGAGAUUGGAACACGCUGACUUGUGGACCUUAGUAUCGUGUUAUAAGAAGAAAUUACAGAUUCAGGUGACACAUGUAAAUAGCCAUACAAAUGGAAAAAGCGAGGAUGAUAUCGGAAACGCAGAAGUGGAUGAAUUAGUACAAGCUCAAGCUUUGUUUCUACCCACAGCGUUUUUACAGAACAGGAGCGCUGCAGCUGAUGAAGAGCUGGUGACAUUUGCGCAUAAAAAUUACGGACACGUAGGAGUGUUGCGUUUGCGUGAGAUUUUCAAAAAAGAAAAGAUUUCUGUACCAAAGCUAAAAGAACUAACAGCACGAGUAAAAGCGACAUGUGAGUCGUGUAAAGAAAAAGGAGGGGCUCAACCCGUGAUUUAUGACCAUUUGCCCAUCAUGUGUGAUGUGCCGGGGGUGCAUUUCAGCACGGAUGUUGGUGAAUGUGCCUCGAGAGGAGUGAACGGACAUAAGUUCUUUUUGGUAAUCAAAGAUAAUGGACCAGGUGAUCAGAGCAAGAUAAUACCGCUGAAACGUGUCACAGGAAAUACGGUCAGCAUGGCCUUAUCUCUGCAUCUGCCCCUCACGUGUGAGUCACUCCGUUCAGAUGGAGGACCUGAAUUUAAGAAUGACAAAGUUUCUUGUCUGCUUGAAUCAAGGGGGAUAAGACACAUUUUUUCUAUCCCAUACGAGUCCCACACUAACGGAAUAGCAGAAAGAGCAGUUAGGACGAUAAAAAAUCACAUCCUAACUAACCUGAGCUCCCGAUGGGAUACACCGGAGGGAGUUUCAGAACUAAAUGUGAUCCUUAAUAGAACGAAGCUGAAAAGAACUGAGAAAAAAACUAACCCAGAACACGUCUCUGUGUUACAGAAAGGUGAAAGAAUUUGGGUCAAAAGAGGACCGGUUCGAAAAGGAGAUUGCAUUAAGCAUAACGAAAUGUGGGUGGGUGUGCUUCACCAUGUCACAGGGAAUGGACCCGUGGCAAAUGUGACCAUGGACCACUUGAUGCAACGACCAGUGUUAAAGAGCUCAUGGUGCCAGGAUCUCCACCACACGAGGCUCUUCAACGAAUCAUGUUCAACAGACGCUGGUUGAAGGAUGUCACCAAUCUGACCUUUAGGUCAACUUCAGAACUGGAGAGUUUCCAGAAUUGCAUUCUCAUGUAUGUUGGAAAAAGGUUUGCCUUCUCUCCUCCCAUCUAUGAAGCCAGGUGCCUUCUUGCUGCGUUGGAUUACAACCACCACAACCACUGACCAGAUUAUAUAACCCGGAAAAAUGAGAAGUCAUACAAGCGGCUCUACAGCAUAAAGUUACAAAAUUACCGCAUACAAGUGGUCAAGGUUGCCAAAGACUACGGCUACAUCCCUGAACUUCAGCGUUGCAUCCUCAGAAAACGUAUGGAUGGAGGGGCGCUCCCAAGAAAGGCAAAAUGCAACCCCGGUGACCCAAGAAAUCUUGGGAAUUUAGCUGGAGUUGUGGCACCCCCCACGCCAGAACUGGUCUAGACACAAAUUCGCAGAGGACAGGCCCCAGCUACAUGACGCAUCAAAAGACAGGAAUGACUUCUUUCAUGCACACUGAUUUAUUAGAAAUUAAGAAAAAAUACUAUGUACAAAUGCAAAUAACAGAACUUUUUUGUACAUAAAUAAAAAUAAAUAUAUUGCACAAUCA